AGGUUUUCCGGGAGGGGCGCGGGGAGGCGCGGGGAGGCGCGUCGAGCGCUGUCGCCGUGUCACGCCGCCUCCCUCUCCGCCGGAGCGCGCGGCAGAGGCGGGGCGCGUGGGGACGCGGGAGUGCGGGGUCCUGGGCGAGCCCCGCGUUGCGCGGAACCCGGCGCCGAGCCCUCUUCCCCGAGGCCGGAGCCGCGCCCCGCCAUGGAGCCUUCGCACAAAGACGCCGAGACGGCAGCGGCAGCCGCGGCGGCAGACCCCCGGGGGGCGUCGUCGUCCAGCGGGGUGGUGGUGCAGGUCCGCGAGAAGAAGGGACCCCUGCGCGCCGCCAUCCCCUACAUGCCUUUCCCGGUGGCCGUCAUCUGCCUCUUCCUCAACACUUUCGUGCCGGGACUGGGGACCUUCAUCUCGGCCUUCACCGUGCUGUGCGGGGCCCGCACUGACCUUCCUGACAGGCACGUGUGUUGCGUCUUCUGGUUGAACAUCGCCGCGGCCCUCAUCCAGAUCCUCACGGCCAUUGUCAUGGUGGGCUGGAUCAUGAGCAUCUUCUGGGGCAUGGACAUGGUCAUCCUGGCCAGGUACAAGGAGCAAGGCAUCCCACAACAGCUGUGAGCCCGCGGGAGCUGCCGAGUCCAGGGGGGCCCAUGAGGGUUGCAUCAGGCUGCUGUGGCCCCCAGGACCUUUCCAUAUUCUCUUCUGCCAUUUCC
Messenger RNA from Sorex fumeus (smoky shrew), 704 nucleotides. RefSeq names its product stum, mechanosensory transduction mediator homolog (gene STUM). The transcript has 3 exons. NCBI's taxonomy places the organism in Eukaryota, Metazoa, Chordata, Mammalia, Eulipotyphla, Soricidae. The coding region runs from base 202 to 609 and encodes 135 amino acids. The record is from RefSeq and is a predicted model, not a curated record.